This is a messenger RNA of Aspergillus lentulus, 921 nucleotides long. RefSeq names its product putative GPI anchored protein. The record is from RefSeq and is a predicted model, not a curated record. NCBI's taxonomy places the organism in Eukaryota, Fungi, Ascomycota, Eurotiomycetes, Eurotiales, Aspergillaceae.
AUGAAGCCGUCGUCCAUACUCCUGUUCGUUUCCGGGGCACUCGCCCUUAAUCCCCUCCAACCCCUCCGCAUUCCCAACAACACUCUCGUCUCCGAACCCACAACAGACAUCGUAUCCGACCCGCUGGCCAAACGCUGGACCUGCCCAUCGACCUGCUCAACCAAUAUCUGCUGCGACAAUGGGCUCUGCGUCUGGUCCCUCAGCGACGUCUGCUGCGGAAGCUAUUUCUGCAACUCUGGCGAGCACUGCUGCGGGACGGGGUGCAUGCCCCACGGCGCGGAGUGCUGCGGCGUACAGGGGUACUGUCCUUCGGGGGAGCGAUGCAUGACCGUCAAUGGGAAACUGGGCUGCUGUCCGAACGGGGAUUGCGCGCAAGAGAACGCGGUGUAUCAUUACACGCAGACGGAGAAUCACUAUACCACGGCGUAUCAUACCACGACUUAUGCCGGGGUGGAGUACAGUUGGUAUUCGUGGACGGUGACAUGGACGUACUGGGUGACGUUUUACACGUACUAUAUCCCUUCGACGGCUUCGAUUCGCACGUCGACUGUCACGACGACAUCGACGAUUGUUUCGGUGAAAGCUACGGACGGGUCGGACGCUUCGUCCUCGUUUACGCGGCUGUCGGCUACGAUGAGCUUCUAUACGCCUGCUAGUGCGACGAACCCGGUAACCCCGACGAAUGUGGCGACGGCCAGCAGACCGACUUUGACUUCGUCGGGUGAUGAUGGCAGUAGUAACGGCAAUGCAGGCAGCAACGGUGGUAGUGGCGGAAAUGGGGGUGUGGGCAUUUCGGUCAAUGGGGUCAUGGGUGCUGGAGGUGAUCCCAAUGCUGCAAAUGCAAACCGCAGACUUGGAUGGGAGACGGUUUUGUCUCUGUCUAUUGUGCUGGGAACUGGACUUUUGAUGAUAUACCUUUAG